CUUCGCUCUUUUGCGUCUUUUUUAGACUUUUUCCAACAGUUGCUUUCAAAUAUAUAAGAACGGAAAAAGGAAAACCCCAUCUUUUCAACUCUACCGUUCUUUACUUGUUCUUACUAUCUUUAUCCAUUCACUGAUUUUGACUGAAUGUCUCCAUGUGGACUUCAUGGCAUUGGGCAUUGAUAGUCAUAUUAUGCAUUCAAGUCUCUGGAUAUGAGCUUAACUAUUCUCCAGAGGAGGAAAAUCCUGGUAUUUGGGAGGUUCAGGUCGAAUAUGAUCUUUCGAUCUCUAAUACGUCAGCGAAAGUGGUGCCCGGCACAUCUCAAAAAGUUUAUAACCGAGGUUUUCAAACGGUCUUUGCGCAUCGAGAUAUACACGGAUCCAAUAGUAGAUUGUUAAUUGAUGUGGGCGAUGGGUGCCCAGGGACGACCAUUGAAGAGAUCCAAGAUCGCAACGACCAUACUGCGACCAGUCCGUCCAUGUCAUCGCAGCCAUCGAUCGCCAUCAUGAAACGGGACGGAAGGUGCUCUCGUUGGUCCGAAAAGAUUAGUACGGUGCAAAGUUUAUCCCAGAAUUAUGGACUCAACAUCCAGGCAGCGGUGAUUUAUGACAAUCGAUCUUCCGAAUUCCUUCCGCAAGUGAAGCAGAAUACCACCAAUAAGACACGUCCAGAGUGGUACAUGCCCUUGCUCUUCCAAUACAACAUAUCCUAUAUGAACGAUAACGAUAUCGACCUCGGCCAAACAUGGAUCGCCGUCUACUUUGUCCCCAAAGCCUACGGGGAGAGCUUGUUGCAACAAUUGCAAAAGACCUUAAUCUCACACAACGAUACCAAACAACAAUACAUACAACUCACAUUUCUUUUCUCUGACAUUUCCUUUUCCGUGGACGGUGACGCUGCAGAGGAGGACGAUCGUCCAUCGUCUGACAUCUGGGACCUCUUAUCAACAAAGAGCGAUGUCUUCCUUAUUGUCAUUGCUGCAUGCAUCGUCCUCAUUUUAGGCUUUAUUUUAUUCCGAUGGUAUCGAAUUUCGCGGUGGCGUCGAUCGUCCAACACCACCGAAAACGACCAUUUGGGCACGGUGGAACAAGGCGCGAUUCCCCUGCAGCCCCGUGCCGAGGUGAAAUGCCUGACACAUGAAAAGCUCGAAGAAUUGUGUCCUAUACAGUCCUGCGAACAGGCCAAUCCCACCAAUACCGCAUGUGCUAUCUGUCUCGACGAUUUCGAACCCGACACCAAUUUACGGGUCUUGCCUUGUCUUCAUGGGUUUUGCGUUGCUUGUAUCGAUGUCUGGCUUACGAAAAAGUCGAGUUUAUGUCCCAUUUGCAAGUAUGAUUGUCUUCCAAACGAAGAAGACGCCCAUCGCAGUCCAACGUCAUCAAGUUCUGUCGCUCCGGACAGCAGCCCUGUCACUCCCAAUACAUUGCCCUCGCAGGACGAUCAGGCACGGCGGUAAAAAGAAAAAAAAUGGCCGCAAUAUCCAAUCAUUCUACACAUGUAAUUAUCCGCCUAUCCAUAUACAUAUAUAUAAUAUACCAUACAAAUCGUCAUGUCUUACAUUGUAAUCUUGUAAAGUAUAUGUCUGUCUAAGAAAUAGUUCCAUUUUACCUCCGAGGAUAUAUAAUUUUUUUUGACCUUGUGGUUUGCAGUGGUGA
This is a messenger RNA of Radiomyces spectabilis, 1653 nucleotides long. RefSeq lists its product as uncharacterized. The record is from RefSeq and is a predicted model, not a curated record. NCBI's taxonomy places the organism in Eukaryota, Fungi, Mucoromycota, Mucoromycetes, Mucorales, Radiomycetaceae. Bases 153 to 1454 code for a protein of 433 amino acids. The transcript has 5 exons.